Nymphaea colorata (pocket water lily) is the source of this 1044-nucleotide messenger RNA. Its product is annotated as aquaporin TIP1-2. Gene Ontology annotation, cellular component: membrane. Bases 65 to 823 code for a protein of 252 amino acids. Gene Ontology annotation, molecular function: water channel activity. Gene Ontology annotation, biological process: transmembrane transport; water transport. The record is from RefSeq and is a predicted model, not a curated record. The transcript is spliced from 3 exons. NCBI's taxonomy places the organism in Eukaryota, Viridiplantae, Streptophyta, Magnoliopsida, Nymphaeales, Nymphaeaceae.
CCUGGCUCGCUGGAACCUCUUCCUCCCUAACCAGUUCAGGGAUAUUUUUCGUUAAAUUCCCAAAAUGCCCAUCAGUAGAAUCGCGUUCGGCACUCCGGCGGAGGCCAGCCACCCCGAUGCUCUCAAGGCCGCCGUCGCCGAGUUCAUCUGCAUGCUCAUCUUUGUGUUCGCCGGCGAGGGUUCCGGCAUGGCCUUCAACAAGUUAACCAGUGACGGCUCGACCACGCCGGCCGGGCUCGUCGCGGCGGCUCUAGCUCAUGCAUUCGGCCUGUUCGUGGCGGUUUCCGUCGGUGCCAACAUUUCCGGCGGGCACGUUAAUCCGGCGGUGACCUUCGGGGCCUUUCUCGGUGGCAACAUCACGCUCCUGCGUGGUAUCCUGUACUGGAUCGCCCAGCUCCUUGGCUCGGUGGUGGCCUGCUUGCUCCUUAAAUUCUCCACUGGAGGGCUGACCACGUCGGCGUUCUCCCUCUCUUCCGGCGUGUCCGCCGGAAAUGCUCUGGUGUUCGAGAUCGUGAUGACUUUCGGACUCGUCUACACCGUCUACGCCACCGCCAUCGAUCCAAAGAAGGGGAGUUUGGGGACAAUUGCGCCGAUCGCGAUCGGUUUCAUAGUGGGCGCGAACAUUCUGGCCGGCGGAGCCUUCGACGGCGCAUCGAUGAAUCCGGCCGUCUCUUUCGGCCCGGCCGUAGUGAGCUGGACGUGGACCAACCACUGGGUCUAUUGGGUCGGCCCGCUCAUCGGCGCAGGGAUUGCCGCAAUCGUCUACGAUGUGUUGUACAUAGGCCAGAGCACUCACGAGCAACUGCCCGUAACAGAUUACUGAGAAUGCGGCCAAGAUCCCAAACUUUCUGGGAUUUCGUGAUUUCCAACGUGUAAAUGUCAGGAUUUUGUGGAUUUGGUGUUUGUCGUCGGGAAAUAAUAGCACUCGGCGCGGUGCGUCUGGUCAGGCGGGUGAUCUUGGGAGGGAGUUUGUUGUCAUUGUCUGAGUUCUGUUGUACCCUUUAGUCCAUUUAAGUGAAUUCUUCCUACCGUGUGGACGUUUUA